Magnusiomyces paraingens is the source of this 441-nucleotide messenger RNA. RefSeq lists its product as uncharacterized. Gene Ontology annotation, biological process: transcription initiation at RNA polymerase III promoter. Gene Ontology annotation, molecular function: nucleotide binding. Bases 1 to 441 code for a protein of 146 amino acids. The record is from RefSeq and is a predicted model, not a curated record. The transcript has 3 exons. Lineage: Eukaryota; Fungi; Ascomycota; Dipodascomycetes; Dipodascales; Dipodascaceae. Gene Ontology annotation, cellular component: RNA polymerase III complex.
AUGAAGAUAGAAGAAGAGCGUAACUCCCUAUUACUAGAUUUUGAGGUUUUAAAACAUCUCGAUAGUAUUAAGCAAAGUCGAGUCCAAGCCGAUUUGAAGCAAAAUGUUAAAUCCGGUCCAAAAUCCGAAAACUUAGAAACUAUUUUGAUAGAGUUGCAUGCAUACUUGAGAGACAGGCCAGCAGGAAAUGGUGCUCACCCACAAAGUACAGAUUCAAUAAAUACCUUUGUUAAUGAAAUUAAAAGGUUUGAACUGGAAAAAGCAGAAGUCCUUCAGCUAAUCAACAUUACACCUCAGUCUUUGCCUGUACUUUACAAUGUUAUUGAGGAAUGUGAUCAACGAUUUUCAAAUGAAGAAAUGGAAGAACUUUUACGCCUUGUAGAGGGCUUGGGAUUUGAGCCGCAACCGCAGCAAGAAAAUACAAAUGACGAAGAUCAAUAA